Messenger RNA from Drosophila navojoa, 1659 nucleotides. RefSeq lists its product as uncharacterized. The record is from RefSeq and is a predicted model, not a curated record. Lineage: Eukaryota; Metazoa; Arthropoda; Insecta; Diptera; Drosophilidae.
UCUGAAGUGGGUCAACUUCUGCGACAACUCAACUCUGCGUUCGGGAUAGAACUUAACAUCUUUAUUAACAUGGAGAGUACCAAUGAAGAAGCAAUGGAGUUACAGCUAGAUACGCCAAAGAUGCAAAUUCAGCUAUCGGAUAACAGUAUACCUGAUUUUAAACUUCUUGGAAGAUUUACCGAAAAAACUUUAACCAUAGUUUACAUACAGACCUAUCCACUCGACCCUCGGCUCAUGAACUUUUUACCACGCCUUUUGUGGGAGCUACAUGAACUUCACAUCGUUUUCAUAACUAAGGAAGAGUCCAGCAACUGGCAGAAUGAUCUCUACAGCUACUGCUUUCGAAACGGUUUCAUCAAUGUGCUUCUCAUUCAGAACCUACGACCCGAAAUUCUGUUAUAUAGCUACAAUCCAUAUCCAACAAUUCGCACUUUGCGAUUGCCGCUGCUUGAGGAUUACCUCAAUAGGUGGCGCCAUCUACUGAAUUUUCAACAGUACCCGGUUAGGACUCUUCUAUUCACGGUUGAGCCACGCAUUUUUCAAUAUGUAAAUCGAAGAGGAGAGCUGGUGUAUAGUGGCUACUUGUACAAUGCGCUUAAGGAGUUUACGCUUCGCCACAAUUCUUCGAUACAAAUAGUGAAGGAAGUUACCAAUGAUGAUUUGUACGAUACUGCUGUUACUCUACUUGUAAACCGUAGCCUUGAUAUUAUUUGUCAUGUCAGAGACCCCCAGUUGAAUGUUUUAUCCACUAAACCUCUCCAUCUCGUUGCAUUACGUUUAGCGGUGCCCCAUGCUAAGCCAAUUGCGAGCUAUUUGUACUUUGUGCGCCCUUUCACAUGGACUCUGUGGCUCACAGUGAUUGGAGCCAUUGGGUAUGGAAUGCUGAUGCUUUAUGGUAGUAGCAGAAAUGGACGCUCCGAAAUCGGCAAAUAUUUUCUUAGCAGUUGGUGCAAUUUUCUGUUUAUCUCACAGCCGAGGAUCAUCUUUGCCAACUGGCAACAGGUUGUCAUCCAUUUUAUAAUGCUCUUAAGUGGAUUCAUACUCACGAAUUUUUAUGUCGCAUUGCUUUCAAGUAUGCUAACAUCGGGUUUGUUUGAGGAAGAUUACAAAACAUUCCAGGAUUUGGAACGUUCUACAUAUCUAUUGCCAGUUGAUAGCUACUAUGCCUCGCAGUAUUCUUUCUUGCCAGAAGUCCUCAAAAGCCGCAUUCGAAUAGUUGAACCGCAUGUUUUGGAUAAUGCGCGCCGAUCUCUGAACGCAAGUCACUUGGUUACGGGAUAUGAAGAUCGCAUAGAGGGUGUUUUAUUUCAACAACACCUUCUGAAGGUUCCUCGCAUCAAGUUGAUGCCUCAGAGUAUUUUAGAUGGCCUCAUGUCACUCCCAGUGGAUAUCGGAUUGCCGUACUUAAAUAUGAUGAAUGCUUAUUUAAGGCGCAUAUUUGAGUGCGGCAUUUUGACAAAGAUGAAGAGUGAUGCAUGGCUCGACACAAUCGAGGGUGGCAUUAUGAAAUUUAUUACGAGUGACGGGACUAAGCGGAAGCCAUUCGAUUUGGAAUUUUAUUACUACGCUUUUGCAAUGUGGGGCACGGGAUUGCUACUGGCAUCGCUCUGCUUCCUCCUAGAGUUGCUUAGGCAUUUCUCUACGUGCAGCUAUAGCUGA